UAAUACGGCUGUCAUAGAAACCAUGAGAUGUCAAUAUGGUGGACAAAUCACUUGGGAUGUUUAAAGAUUAGCGAAGAUUUUCGCUGUCAUUUUUGCUGAACUUGAUUAACUUGUUAACAAAAUUAAGGAAAUGGGUAUAAGAAGUCAUUCCAUCGAACUGCGGCUCUUGCUUCAAGUUGUUAACGAGAAAUGAGCGUUGCAGUACCAGAACAUUCAGAUGGCUGGCGCGAAGCCUCAAACAACACAGAUGGUGAACCAUGUCAUCACUCGUCAACAAAAAUCAGUCCUAAGGAUUCUCGCAACGCGAAAGACAAAGCAUCUUCAUCUUGUGCAAUACGUUACUUAGAAAGUGGGAAAUUACCUUCCAAAGAAAUUUUGCCCUCUAUAAGCAGCAGAAAUAAUAAUAACUCACUAUUUAAAAUGUCGGGCAUCACGAAGGAUUUUAUUCCCCUUGAUAUUUUAUCAAGUUUAACUGAAAUUCCCUCACCUCCUUCUAAAGAACAGUUGGGUCCUCCCAGCAAGUUCAAAAAUAAUAAAGUACUUGAGAAACAAACUGUAAGAAAAAGACCAGCUAACGUUUGGAAUCACGUCAAAGGUCGUGAAAAGUUGAAACAUCUUGUUGAAAACCCUCCUUGUUUAUGUGGAGCAGGACGGGAUAUUUCAUUUCUUUAUGAUGCCUUACUUGCAAAAGAUGAUGCAAAAAGAAGAGAAAAAUCUAAUGAAACAAAGGAGUCAGCUUUAUCAAACAAUAAGGCAGCAUUAGCAAUGACAACUGCACAAAUUCCAAACACCCUUGUACCAGCUGAAUUUCAUUUGGUAAAAGAACCUGGCGCAUAUAGUUUAGAAUUCUCAGAUGAUCGUCAUACAACACAUUUAGAUUCACAUGAAGAACAUGUCACCAUCUUUCCUUCAAUGAAACCUACGAGCAGACAGGAGGUGUUAAAAUUAAAACAUGCCUUUGAAGCAAUGCUAUCUCGGGCAGGAGUUGAAGACAACUUUAAAGAAUUAAGUGGACCAACACAGAUUCACAACUUAUUGGAGUUGGUAAAAAAGGAACAGAAUAUUUAUAAUAUUGUCUUCAAUGAGUUAAUCAGACAAUGUACAAUUGAAUGUGUCGAACGAGGAGAGCUCUUGGCAAAUCUCAGGCAAAAAUAUGUACAACUCUUGGAUAGAAUACCAAGACAGGUUAUGAGUCUACAUCAGGAAGUGUUGGCUCAAAGAGCAUUAGAUCGACGUCUGACAGAGGAAUUGAUGAGAUUCAAAGAAAAUGUUUCGUCAUUGACAAGUGAACUUAAUGCAGUAAAAGAUCAUGAUAAUGCAAUUACAAAACAAGCUGAACAGAUCCAGCAAGAACUUAACGAAGCUUUAUUAGAGUCAGAAAAAAAUGCAAACUUACUUGAAGAAUAUCACGAGUUGUAUGAUCUUCAAAGAAAACGACUGGAAACAUUUGUCCACAAUUUGAGCGAGGAUCGUGAUUUAUGGAGUAGCGCAACAUAUAUUCUUGCUUUAAAAGUUGUUGAUCAUCAUAAGCUAAAUGUAGCAAAACGUUUACAUCUGCAUGAGCGAGCUUGGUCAAAAUUAAUGACGCAUUUCUCCUUGAUUCUAAGUCAAAAGGAUAGCGAACAGUUGCAAGAGGUCGUCAACAGUUUUCAAUCGUGGAAGGAUCUCGCCGAGAAGUUUUUUAAACAAAUGAUUAAAGAUGAAGAAAACCUUAAAUCUAAUCUUGAUGUUGCUGUAAAUCAACUUCUAAAAUGGAAGAAAGAAUUUCAAAAAUUUAUAAGUUCUGAUGGAGGUCAUGUCCAGGUCCCAGAAAAAAUAUUGAUUGAAGAACUGUUGUGUGACAUGAAAUCUUGGGAAGAAAUGUGUAGUAAAGAAGGUGAAAAGUUCACUGGAGGAAGUCUUUUAUCAUCUCAAGAACAUCUUAUUCUUUUGUACCACAAAGUCGAGGAAUGGACCGAUGUCGCUCAUAAGAUAUUUCGUCGACAUACAUUCUGUGAUCGCAAUGUCAUAUACACAGAAGAAAUGAUGACAUUAAAUAAAAUUGUGGAGAAAUUACACCAACAGUUUCAAAUAAGAGUUAGUGGAGAAAACGGUGUCGCCAAAGGACUGAUUUGCAUUAGCAACCGUAUGGAAUCAUGGUGUAACAAGCUACAGUCUGUAGUCAAUGGCGGCGAUGAACUUUUGGAUUCAGAGUGGACACGACUGGCUGAACAAGUGGGCAAUGAAUGGCUGGAAAACAUUAAUGAAGUUAAAUAUAUCAUUGGCUCACAAAUUAAAGAAGACGAGCGAAAGGAAAACGACGAGUCCCAAAAUUCUGUAGAUUUUAAUGAACUAUGUAAAUUGAGCAGAAAAUGGCUCACUAACAUGACCAAUUCCAUUGAAAAUGACGACGGAAAACUACUGCAGACUGUGAACGAUCUUCACACGACUAUGUUAAAGUGGAUGGUGACGGUUUUAAUUCGUUUAGCUCCGAAUUUAGAUAACGGUGAAUUGGAGAAAAUUGAUGGCAAUGAUAAUUUUAAAGGAGCUCUGGGAGGUAGUGAAAUUUUGCUCGAAUCAACUUCUCUUCAGAUUCAAAAUCGUAGAGCUUGUUUGGUUGAUGAACUGAGAACAUACACCAAGGUGAUCAAAGACGCCUGUACCAGUUUCGUGAUGGAGAGUACGUUGGAGAAGAAAAAUCGAUAUGAAGACGAUGCUGAGGCGGAAUGCAACGAUCUUAAAAGGAUUUCUAGGGAAUGUGAGGGAUGGGUAUGGGCAUCGGAGGUACUUCUUAAACAGGUCGUUGGUGAGCUUCCUGUACGUGGUGUGGAUGUUGAAGAAUUGCUUGCAAAACCUUCAUCGGAUGGCUUAAACAAAGACAAGGAAAGAUCAUUGCGUGAUUUGGAAGAGGAAGCCAUUACCAAACAAGAUAAUUCUGUAAAAUCUAUUGAUUUAGAGUCAGAGAAAGAGACAUCAGCUGUUGCUGCUGUGACAACCGAAGAUAAUGAUGAAGAUGAUAAGAAAGAAAGUGUUUCUUCUGAUGUGACUAAAAUUAAAGUAAUAGCUGAGGACGAGACUGUAACAACGAAAGAAUUAAAACAUAUAGACGAUGUAAAGGAGGAGUCCACUGCCGAAAUAAAUGAUGCAUCUUUUAAAGCUUUAGAAACAGUCGAAAGACUUCAGAAUGAACUAAUAGAAGCUGAAAAGAGGUCAGUUAGCAGAACAACGAUGAUUAGAUGCUGAAGAUGAACUAAAGAGCGCCUUGGAGAAAAUUCGUUUGCUGGAGGCCGAUCAGCUCGCGACAUAGUUCGUGCCCUACUUCUUCAACAAAACCCCCUAAAGAAGCGUUAUUCUGCUGUUCCAAAAAGCCUCAGCACCUUCAAAAGAUGUUGUCAAAACAGAAAUCACGAAAAUGUUACUGGUUCCUCGAAUGGUCGGAAAAAAUAGUAAUUUUUAUUUUUGAAACGUGAAUGAUACUGAUUCUCUUUUAAAUAUUUAUAUAUUGCAUUUCGUGUGAAUCUUGCAUGAGCAAGCGCCAAAUUUCGAAACUAUUAAAAGUGAAACCAUA
Molecule: messenger RNA, 3547 nt
Organism: Xenia sp. Carnegie-2017
Lineage: Eukaryota; Metazoa; Cnidaria; Anthozoa; Malacalcyonacea; Xeniidae
Product: axonemal dynein light chain domain-containing protein 1-like
Exons: 17
Coding region: 190-3222 (1010 amino acids)
Source: RefSeq, a predicted model, not a curated record